This is a messenger RNA of Phalacrocorax carbo (great cormorant), 4148 nucleotides long. The record is from RefSeq and is a predicted model, not a curated record. NCBI's taxonomy places the organism in Eukaryota, Metazoa, Chordata, Aves, Suliformes, Phalacrocoracidae.
GCGGGGCGGCCGGGGGCGGGGGCUGCUCGGCAGGCAGCGCCGCAGCCCCCCCGCACCGCACCGGCCCCGUCCAGCCCCGCCGCCGGGAUGAGGAGCCGCAGCGGGGGAGCCGCGGGGCUCGGGCACGGCGAUGGACGAGGUCUCUUCUAUGGACAUUGAACUCCCAGCUACCUAUGCCUAUUGCCUGUGAUGGAAGAACUUGAUGUUAAUGUGAGUUCGAAUGAGGGCUUUGGCAUAGUGGAGAAGAUCGUGCUGCUCACCUUCAUCUCCGCCGUUAUACUGAUGGCUAUCCUGGGGAACCUGCUGGUGAUGGUGGCCGUGUGCCGGGACAGGCAGCUCAGGAAAAUCAAGACCAAUUAUUUCAUUGUUUCCCUUGCCUUUGCGGACCUGCUGGUGUCAGUGCUGGUGAUGCCAUUUGGAGCCAUUGAGUUAGUGCAGGACAACUGGAUCUAUGGAGAGAUGUUCUGCCUGGUCCGAACAUCCCUCGAUGUCCUGCUCACCACAGCAUCAAUCCUGCACCUGUGCUGUAUCUCACUGGACAGGUAUUAUGCUAUCUGCUGCCAGCCUCUGGUUUACAGGAACAAGAUGACUCCGUUGCGCAUCACUGUAAUGCUUGGAGGGUGCUGGGUAAUCCCGACAUUUAUUUCUUUCCUCCCUAUCAUGCAAGGCUGGAAUAGCAUUGGCAUUAUUGAUCUGAUUCAGCAAAGGCAGUUCAACAAGGCUUCCAACUCCACUUACUGCAUAUUUAUGGUCAACAAGCCAUAUGCCAUUACCUGCUCUGUGGUGGCCUUCUACAUUCCCUUCUUCCUGAUGGUGCUGGCCUACUACCGCAUCUAUGUCACGGCCAGGGAGCACGCCCGCCAGAUCCGGGUGCUGCAGCGCGCGGGGGCCCCCACCGACGGCCGGCAGCACCACCCAGACCAGCACAGCACGCACCGCAUGAAGACUGAGACCAAAGCUGCCAAGACCCUGUGCAUCAUCAUGGGGUGCUUCUGCCUGUGCUGGGCCCCCUUCUUUAUCACAAACAUAGUGGACCCUUUCGUAAACUACACAGUGCCGGGCAAGCUGUGGACGGCUUUCCUGUGGUUGGGCUACAUCAAUUCAGGGUUGAACCCUUUCCUCUACGCCUUCUUGAACAAGUCUUUCAGACGUGCCUUCCUCAUCAUCCUGUGCUGUGGUGAUGAACGAUACCGAAGGCCUUCCAUCUUGGGGCAGACUGUCCCCUGUUCCACCACCACAAUAAAUGGAUCAACUCAUGUACUAAGGUACACUGUUUUACGUAAUGGGCAUCAUCAGGAACAUGAGAAGCUUCCCAUCCACAAUGACCCUGAAUCCCAAGAGUCCUGUUUUUAGUCCUGGUCCUAGAAGAGGAAUGGCCCAUGCUGAAGGAAGAGAUUGCUUUCAGGAUACCCAAAGGAUUCAUGAACAGCAGAACUUUCAUUCAUCUGCACUGUCAUGGUGCCUCCUGCACCGACUUCAUAUGAAUGUCCAGCUGCACGUGUGUCGAUUGAUGGGGGCAUGGGAAGGUACAUGAGCAGAAUGGAUGAGGAGACUUUCCUGUAUCUGCAAGGACAGCUGGACUGUAUGGCUGCAUCAGAGCCUUACACCAGGAGUGAGCUGAUUUCUGUCAAUGUAAGGAAACGACACAGAUACAAACCACCCAAUAUGGGGACUUCCAUUAUUCCUAUGUACAAGCCAUUGCUCUGUCCUGCCAUAUCAUGAUCUUAAAGAUUACAAGUUCUGGCUAAAGCCCUAACAUGAUGUGAGACUAAAUGCCUGCUUUACCUGCGCGAGAUCCUGUCCACCAGUGACCAGAUGCUGGCAGGAGAGGAACAGCACUAUGGAUUUUUUUAGCAAAAUCAGAGGAAAUAGUUACUGGUGAGAGGUCAGCAUGAGCUGCUGGUUCACCCUACCCUGCAGAGCUUUCUUUGUAAAUGCUUUUAUUGUGUUGCCUGGCAAAGUUCAUUGGUAGAAGACUCACAGGGUGUAUGUAGUGCCUGACAAGCUGGAGCAGGACCUACAGGGACAUUUCACCACUAACAGAAGGCCCUGCAAGUGCUCUGUCAAUCCAGCCCAGUUGCUAAAAGACAGUGGCCAUCCUCUGCCAUUCGGAGGCCAAUGGAUGGGAUGUGGCCCCCAAACCCCAGGCAAGCUGCCAGUGCUGUCCUCAUCUGAGCAAACUUUGGGCAUUCUUACCAUGAAGAAAGGUUGGCCCAGAGACACAGUCAGUCAGAUCACUAAGUGCCAUCUUGAAAAAUAUACCAUCUAAAAAACUUUUCUAGCUACAUUAGGAAGACAGACUUCUACUUACAUUUUCCAUCUUUAUUCUUCUAUUCGUUUCUGUUCUCUUCCAGUUGAGGCAAGAAGUUUCAAGACUUUCAAAUAUCACCAUAUGCACAUCUCUGUUUGCAAAGAUCUCAGUCCUUAGCUGCUUCCUGCAUGUAGAUGUUGCUAUGUUCCUUGUGAACUGCUUCCACCUAUGCAUGGAACAGGUAGGCAAGGCUGUAGACUUCGCAACUUUGGGAAAAUUAUUUUCAUGCAGCGGGAAAUAUGCAGGAACAAGACUACCAGCCUCUACCCUUUUUAGAUGAAGAUCUAACCCAGAGAUGCCACCCUGAGCCUAGAAAAUAAAAAUUGUACUUUGUUAUAUUGUGUAAUCAUGUACAGAUAUUUUUAACGUAAAAUGAAAAGGUGACAUUAUUUAUUUUUUUUUAUCAGGAACAUGUGGGUUUUUUCAUUAAAAGCUUCUAGACCCAGGAGCUUAACAUUAUAUGUAUUAUUAUUUAGUAAUAUUUCUGUUGCUAUGUGACAGGUAUUUAUGGUAAACAAACAAACAAAUCCUGCUUUGAACAAACCAAAAUGUUGCUCAAUAGCAAAAAAAAAUGUGCACGAUAAGAACAACUGGCUUCCUUGCCAAGGUGUCUGACUUCUUUAAAUACUUCUUCCACAUAAAAGUCCCUGAUAAAGCUUCACAUGAUUUUCCUUUAGCAUUCAAAAGGACCCUGGGCAGAAACAGCCCUAAUUAGAAGCAGCUAGACACUUACCAAUGUAGAAAAUUGCUAGCAGUUAGAAAGUGACAAACUAUUGGUGUUUGUGGUGAUAGAUGCUGGUGGGAAGAACAUGAGCUAUUUUUUCUGAAAAGAGAGGGUGAGAGAGUUUGAGCCAGUUCCUGGUUCAUCAUUAGAAACAGUUCAGCAACGACCUGUUUUUACAGGGUUGUGUUUCAAAAAAAAAAAAUCAUUAUCAGUUCAACUCUACUGUUAACACCAGACAGAGCAGUGGGUGAAAAAAAUAGGCCAUUAUUGAAAGUUUGGAAAAAAUCCAUCCAGGGCUACUUCAGUCCUAUGAUCUACACCUCUAUUGAACUGCUCACAUGGGUUUUUGUCUGGAUUUGGGUACGCAAGACUGUAGAACAGGUUGUCUUGGUUUCACCUCAAGUACCAAAUGUCUUAAAGAAAUCCUAGAAAACCUUUGCUCUGUCGCCAUUAUAAGGCAGCAAAAUAUUGGUGUGAAAUUUCUCAGAGUGACACGGAACCAGCAGCAUGGGGAUGCUAUAGUGAUGGUGUUCUUUGUUUCCACUGUUGUCCUUGAAGUGUUGUUUUCUCCUAUAUUUUUUUGCGCUUUAGUAAUCUAUCUCUUCUUAAUUUAAAAUUAACUUCUCAACACUGAAUUUUACUCAUGGGCAAUGUUCAGAAGGCUCUAUAAAUGGGAUCAGUAGCUCACUAGCCAAAAUGGUCAACAGCUCUUAACUGGAAAAAAGGCUCCAAUUCCAAACACUGUAUUUGAAUGAAAUACCAAACACAAAAUGUCCAUGUUCUUUGUCAUCUCUGGCUAAUAGCUCGUUGGACUCAGGAAGCCUGUCAUGAACCACCGGACAGCUCCUGCUUAAUAAGUCAAUAAUCUCAGCAAUGCUGCUGCGAACCCAACAAAUGACGCUGUCCCUGAUAAUGUUAGAAUUUCUAUGGAAAAGCAGCUGUCGCAUGGCAAGGACCCGUACUUGAUUUCCUUUGCAAAAGGUAGCUGCUCCUGUACCCUGAGUUCAUCUUCCCAUUGACCAUUUCGGCUACCGAUGUCAGUCUUCACCUGUGCUGAAUAAUGUGUAACACAUUGGCUGUUUCUAGAAAUAAAAAAUCUCCUAUUUACAUUGC